Molecule: messenger RNA, 806 nt
Organism: Drosophila serrata
Lineage: Eukaryota; Metazoa; Arthropoda; Insecta; Diptera; Drosophilidae
Source: RefSeq, a predicted model, not a curated record
UCUUCAAUUUCUUUGGUCACACCGGUUGUCAAGCGAAAUAUAUUGCAAUUUCGCUACUUCCUAUAUUACAUUUUUUAACAAAUAAACUGAAGAAAGACGAUCGGGCGGUUUUGGCAAACAGUUCUGUGUGACUGUGUGAUAUCACCAUCAAUAUCAAUAUCAAAUAAUUAAAGAAUUGUGUUAGCGGCGCAAAGGGAAUCGGUGGCAGCUUCCGCUAAAUCUCCCCUUAACAACAUGUUUAGAAUAUUUUGAUGUCUUAUUUGCUAUGUCCAAGCGCGGCAAUAUUACCUACGUAAAACCACAGGAACCCAGUUUCUUGGCCAAGUUGAAGGCGGAAAUUGGCUACAAAGAGGGACCAACUGUCGACACCAAGCGCCAGCGCUUGGAAGAGGACCCGGACCGGGAGGAUUACGAUUCCGACGAGGACGAACAGCGACCGGAGCGCGAGGACGAGCAGCCGCAGGUGGUGGUCCUCAGGCCCGGAGAUCUAUCCGCCGAAGAAGCCGCCAAAGAACUUGCCGAGAAACGAGCGGAUCUGACUAAACCGAUUGUCUUCAAGCAGCGUGUCAAGCAGCCCAACAUUGAGGCCAAUAAAUCCGAAUCUAAAACCAGCAAAAAGUCCGGAGCUACAUCGGAGAAUUCCGGGAAGAAAUCAAAGAGCAAAAAAUCCAAGUCCGCAGCCGCAACCAGUAAGCUCUCCUUCAACGAGGACGAAGAGGACGAGGCAGGAGAGGAUUAGAGAUUGGAGCUAGUAAUCCAUCUUCAGAUUCCAGCUUCCCAAGUCAAACCUUCGGCGAAUGAUUAAG